Molecule: messenger RNA, 2455 nt
Organism: Lactuca sativa (garden lettuce)
Lineage: Eukaryota; Viridiplantae; Streptophyta; Magnoliopsida; Asterales; Asteraceae
Source: RefSeq, a predicted model, not a curated record
UACUCUAUAGAUUAUUUUUAAAUACAAUUAAUGAACUUUUAUUCCAUGUCGAGUACAAGGGAAGAAAAUACCAUGAGGCAAUUAAAUUCAAUAGGAUAUUUUUAUGAGUAAAAAUACUUGAAAUAAAAAAUUAAAUAAGUUCAUUUGAUUAAGCCCCGCAGCAGAAUUCAUUCUUUGAGACGCUUUCUCCCUUUGAGACGCUUCCGGCAUAUGACCAAACAAAUUCAUCGCCAUUUUCGCUCUAUUACUUAGAGUUGUUUAUACGAAACCUUAGCCUUCGGUCGACGACGCCUCCGCCUCUGGCCAACGACGCCUCCGCCUCCGGUUGACGACGCCUCCGCCUCCGGUCUCCAGUCGACGAGACUGACGAAGUCUCCUACUCCGGCCUACAGCCACUUCUGCCUCCUUCUUUCACGUUGUUUACAGCUGUGAGAGCUGCAGUAUCAGCAUUUCGUAGGGAAGAAGAAUCACAAGUUCACCAUUCAUCUAAAAGAAGAAGAGAGAGAUCAGAUCAGGAUAGGGUUAAUUAUGGUGAUUCAAUGUUCAUGGAGACACCACGAGGCAAAGGUCUUCAAUUCCCAUUUUCUGUUGCUGAUCGUGUUAUUAUAAAGUCCAAUAUCGCUCAUUAGCUAAGGUUUCUGAUACUUCAUCAUCACAGCAAACUUCAAGUAAGAUAACACCCAAUUGGCUCUAAACCCAUGUGGCAUCUUUAAAUGUAUCAUGUUUCAAAUGUAUGUGUGUGUGUGUUCUAAAGAUAAUUGUGUAGCAAGUUUUGCAUAUGUGACUGAUUCAAUUUCACUUCAAGUGCCUUUAGCUGUGGGGUAUCGAUUAUUAUUUCAUCAUCUUCUCAUUAGUUAGAUUAAGUCAUAAUCUUUAACAUAUCUUUACCCUCAUUAUUUUCUAUGAUCAUUUUUAUGCUCAUUUUCUUAUCAACAGGUCUGAAGUUAUACAUUGGAAAUUUACCAUCACAUAUGGAUGAGGUACUAGUGCAAACAACCAAGAGCAGGAGGAUCCAUAUGGUAGAAAGAAAAACCAGAAAAAGAAGUGUUGAUAAACCCAAAACGAAACAUCUUGAAGCAAGAAAGAUAAAAGACCUCUCAUUGAACCAUUACCAAUGUCGACCCAAGUUGCUCCUAUUCUUCAUGACCAGGGAAAAGAGAAAGAAAACGUGAAUGUUGAAGAAGCUAAAGAGCAUAAGAAGAAAGCAAAGAAAAAGCAAGAGUAUGAGAAAAAUCUUCCUAGAAAGAAAAGAAGGAAAUUGGAAGCAUCUAAAGAGAUGAUGGGGGAUGAAGCAGAAAAUAGGGUACAAAAGGAAAAGUUAUACAAAACGAUGCAAGAACCCAUGAUGCCAAAUAAACUGUUUAAGAGCCACAACAUUCCGGAGUCGUUUCCUAUUGUGUCUGAACCCGGGAUCUUCAACGCUGCGAGUGUUGAAACCGUGAUUAGCUCAGUGGCCAUUAUGGAGAUGUUGAAAAAAGAACAACUUGAUAUUAGUUGUAUUCUCUGGUAUCAAAUAAUGCUACAUUCACUCAUGCUUGUAUCAAGAAUGGAUAACAAAUGUGGUUUUAUAAACCCACAAUGUAUCACAUUUACGAGAUGUGAAUACGAUGAUAGGGAUGAAAUAGAUUAUGUCAUCAAUGAUCUUGUUGAUGUGAUGAAUUUUCAUGAGGAAAAACAAUUUUUUCUUGCACCAUAUUGGGAAAGGAAACAUUGGAUGUUGAUAGUGAUUUGUCCUCAUCAAUAUAAAAGCUACAUUUUGGAUUCUGCCAGAGGGACAAAGACAUUGAAAGACUACACAAUAGUUGAAAAUGUGAAUAAGGCUGUUACAAGGUUUAAAAAAACAAAAACCAACAAAUCACGUUUGUGUCCAAUGACUUGGAUUAAUUAAUCUUAUUAACUAAUAUAUAUAUAUAUAUAUAUAUAUAUAUAUAUAUAUAUAUAUAUAUUCGAAAAGAAAACUCUCAUACAUAUAUAAUUGUUUUAGUGUAAUCAACAAUUGUCCGAUUGGGAGUGUGGUUACUACGUUAUGAACUGGAUGCAUGGGUUUGUAAUUUUUCGACAACAUGGAUUUCCGAAAAACAUUUUGAAGGACAAAAAACCAUUUUUUAGUGAGGAAUUGGAGGAACGUGUUAAAACAUGGAUGAGAACUUUUGGUGAUAAAGUGAAGCCUUUUUGUAAGGCAUACAAUGAAUCAACCACAUAGGGGAAAGAGAGGUUAGAGGUGACAAAGGGGAAAGAGAGGUUAGAGAUGUGACAUUAACAAAUUUUUUUCUGUUUAAUGAACUUAGUUCAUUGUAAUUUUUUUUUCUAUUUCUGAAAAUGAAAACAUGAUCAGUGAUGUCCCACUUCUUAUGGUUGGAAUGGAAUCAUAUAGUAGGUUUGUAUUUUGUAGAGAUUGAUCCAUGGUAAUCAUAUAGUAGCUUUGCAGAAAUUGAAAAGUUUGUUUCAGUUGGAA